Molecule: messenger RNA, 2407 nt
Organism: Paramacrobiotus metropolitanus
Lineage: Eukaryota; Metazoa; Tardigrada; Eutardigrada; Parachela; Macrobiotidae
Product: putative ammonium transporter 1
Exons: 6
Coding region: 710-2140 (476 amino acids)
Biological process (GO): ammonium transmembrane transport; ammonium homeostasis
Cellular component (GO): membrane
Molecular function (GO): ammonium channel activity
Source: RefSeq, a predicted model, not a curated record
AUUAUGCUGCACCAUCGAAGAAGUAGUUACGGAAAAUUUUUUUUUAAUUUCGUGCUUUGAUUUAGCGGAGAAGGUGUUUAUCGGACGUUAGCGAAAUCUAGUAAACCUAUAUCGGUUUAUUAAUUACGUGCGCAGCCAGUGUGUAUGUGGUCACAUGAGUGUUGUUUCUUCUUUAUUUCAAAAGAUUGAAUAAUUUUUAUCAUAUCAGUAUAUUCUGCGGGCGAUAAAGUUGGCAUAAUGCGACACAUACAGUCAAGUGUUGUUGAACUCGUUAACUCGUUACGAUUAUUUUAUAUUUUCUAAGCUAGUUAAUAUUACAAGUAUUUGCUGCAGUUUGUAUUUUAAAGUGCCGUCGUGGGUAUGUGUUUGCGGAAGUGCGAGCUAGAUUGAUGGAAGCCUUUACACCGCAUUGGUUAUACACAUAGGGAGGUGAUGGCUUUCUAAAAUACUCAUUUAAAAUUAAAAUACUCAAAUGAUUGUUCGAUACGGGAGGGUCUGAAGGAGAUUAAUAUGAUGCAGUUUUCAUACUUCUACAGAACCUUGUAGUUGGCGAACGGUGGUAAUCAGGAGAACUGAAGAAAAAUCGCUUCCGAAGGUUAUGCACCGUAAUUUAUGCACCGGUUUGAAUUAUCGUUUCGUUUUGUUAUUUGUGGAUCGGAAACUCGUCAUUAUCAGUGCUAGUGCUAGCUAGUCAUUAUUUUUGUGAAAAAUGAUUUUCAAAAACGGUGUGCAUCGGACGUACACUUACCAAAACUCCAGCGGCAACAAUGAGACCUUUCCAUGGACGGAAGUGCAAAUCUUGCGCGGACUGCAGGAGAAUGUCGAUGUUAUGUUUCUGCUGAUCUGUGGCUUUUUUAUAUUCUUUAUGAAAGCUGGAUUUGCUUUUUUGGAAGCCGGCGCGGUGCGACGGAAAAGUGUUGUGAACAGUUUAUUUCGAAAUUUUAUGGAUUUAUACAUAUGCGGGACAGCGUAUUGGUUGUUCGGGUACGGUCUGGCGUUCGGCAAUACCGGUAACCCUUUUGUUGGCCAUGAUCCCCGCUAUUUCGCACUGGCCUGGGUGUCCACGACGGAGUAUGCCAUGUGGUUCUUCCAAAUGGUCUUCGGUGAAGCCGCCGGCACCAUUAUGUCCGGUGCAGUGGCCGAGCGAGCCAAUUCCCUGGGAUAUAUUGUUGCCAAUUUUAUGGUCACAGGAUUUGUGUAUCCCAUCGUCACACACUGGGUGUGGUCACCGGAUGGGUGGCUGAUCAACGGCGACGGCGUCGUGGGCUUCACCGAUUUCGCCGGAAGUGGGUGUGUCCAUGUCGUCGGCGGUGCGUGUGCGCUAGUGGCCAGUUUAUUCGUGGGGCCGCGCAUGGGACGUUUUGAUCACAACGGUGCCUCACAAGAGCUGAAAGGCCAUAACCUGCCCUUCACCGCUCUGGGCGCCUUGAUUCUGUUCUUCGGAUUUUUGGCCUUUAACGCCGGGUCGCAGAAGAGUAUUUCACAACCGGGUGACGGGGCCAUCGUCGGCCGGGCGGUGGUCAACACCGUCGUUGCGGCAUGCUCCGGUGGCUGGGCGUUGACAUUUUUAGUGAAAAUCAAGGAAAAGCGAUGGAGUUUGAUGCAGGGAUUAAACGGAGCUUUGGCGGGAAUGGUGGCCAUAUGUGCCGGAUGCGCCUCCAUGCACCCGUGGGCGGGCUGUUGUACGGGGAUUAUCGCUGGAUUUGUUUAUUAUUUCUAUAGUCAAGUCACUCCCCGCGUCCGCAUUGAUGAUCCCGUAGAUGCCAUUGCGCUGCAUCUGGGAGGAGGCUCAUGGGGCGUUAUGGCCUACGCUAUUUUUGCUGAUGAUGGAAUUCUGCUUAAUUGGAGCAAAGAAUCGUUUCUGAUUCUGGGAUGGCAAACGGCGGGGUUGGUGGCCAUCACGGCAUGGAGUAUGGGCGUCACCGCGCUGAUCUUCGCCGUGUUGAAGCUGCUCGGUUUGGGCGUGGUCUCGCAGGAGAAGCAGCUGCUUGGACAGGAUGUGCGCGUCCAUCGAGAGUCCGGCUACGGCGAAGACGAUCUGUACUCCUCCAGAAGUUCACUCAUUUCGCACUCUCAGGCCGAGGAUGGCGAACCAGGAGGAAGACCACGUUCGGACAGUAUCGUUUCCGAUCUGGCAUGAUGUGACAUUUCCCAUGUGCUCUGUUUUUGUGAUAAUUCGAUUGUUAAUUCAUGUUAUAUGAUUGUUACGUAUCCAGAAAGCUGAAAAUAAUUUGUGAUAAUUUGGCCUGGUGUUUUGGUGUGCUCUGAAAUGCAUUUGUUAAUGCCCUACAUAAUUAUGUUGUGCAGACUGUACUCUGCAUGUACAGCACGUGUAGUUAUCACGCCGCCGUCGGUAGUUAACGUUGCUUGCGAAAUGUUGCGCUGAAUUGAUUGAAUUCGGUCUUUA